Molecule: messenger RNA, 818 nt
Organism: Polistes dominula (European paper wasp)
Lineage: Eukaryota; Metazoa; Arthropoda; Insecta; Hymenoptera; Vespidae
Gene: Cbp20
Product: cap binding protein 20
Biological process (GO): mRNA cis splicing, via spliceosome
Cellular component (GO): nuclear cap binding complex
Molecular function (GO): RNA cap binding
Source: RefSeq, a predicted model, not a curated record
AGUGUUUGUUUAAUGUUCUAAUAAUGCUGCAUUCUUCGAUUUUACCAAAACAUCUCGUGGCGUAUUUGUUUCCCUCAGAGUAUGUUCUGUUAUAUAUGUGGUUAACGCUACAAGUUUCUAUGAGUUCGUAAUCAAAUUUCUCUAAUGGAAAAUUCGAGUAGUUAGUGAAUGUGUAGAGUUUGUAAAAAUCUGUUGCUACAGGUAUAAAAAAAAGUUUAUAUUAUAUAUAAUGGCCUUAGUAAAAUUGAACGCAUCUAGUUCACCUUCGAUAGAAUUAAGUCCCUACAGAGAUCAACAUUUUAAGGGAUCCAGAGCAGAACAAGAUAGACUUCUUAGAAAUUCUACUACUUUAUACGUCGGUAAUCUUUCUUUUUAUACUACAGAAGAACAAAUCUAUGAAUUAUUUUCAAAAUGUGGAGAUAUCAGACGUAUCAUUAUGGGAUUAGAUAAAUAUAAAAAAACACCCUGUGGCUUUUGCUUCGUUGAGUAUUAUCAAAGAUCAGAUGCAGAAAAUUGUAUGAGAUAUAUCAAUGGUACACGUCUUGACGACAGAAUUAUUAGAACAGACUGGGACGCUGGAUUUAUAGAAGGCAGACAAUAUGGACGUGGAAAGACAGGAGGACAAGUGAGAGACGAAUAUAGAUCUGACUUUGACAGCGGUAGAGGAGGUUACGUAAAAGGAGGAGAAACAAGCAUGCUAUCAUUGAUGAAAUAUUCGCAGUCAACGGUAUGAUAAGAUAUGAUCUAAGAUAUUAUAUUAAAUUACAAUGUAUGUUUAAAGAUAAAAUUUAUAAAAAAAAAUAAGGGAAAAAAAUUAU